AUUCCCCUUCUAUUCUUCUCUGGGAACCUUUGACAUACCAUUACCAAUGAAACACAUCCUAAUGCACUUAUUAGCGUGAAAACUCUUUGGUUUGAGCCAAAGGUACUGCCAAAAGAGCUCACCAGGAAGGCACCCUUCCCGAGUAGACAUCCUUGUUAACCUCCAAAUUCUCUUUGCGUGAAAUUAGAGCCAUCAUCUGCCAAUUCAGAUGACUGCUAUACACCUUAAAUGACCACCAGUACCUUUAACUGGCGAGUAGAAAUGGGCAAGAGCUCUGGCCCUUUUGUUAGAGACCAGCGGCUAUCCAUAAUGAGGAGUAAUUCGCAGAAUUGCCAGAGCAGAUCCAAAAUUUCAACGCGGCGCUAAUGUUGAGCUUUCAGAGCCAAUGCCGAGUGAAAAUUUGUCUGGCGUUUGGCAUUUCCACAUCCACACAUUUUGCCAAGCGACGACUGUGCGUCAAUUUCCGAUUAUUAUGUUAAAAUGAUAAAGUUUUUCCUGGCUAUAAGCCGGCAGUGUAAAGUUCGUCUGGUAAAAUGGUUUGUUCCCAUUGACAGCAAGGAGAAAGCGACGAUAAUCAAGGAACUGUCGCAUCUCGUGGUAAAUCGCAACGCUAAGCAGUGUAACUUUUUGGAAUGGCGCAAGGACAAGAUUGUAUUUAGAAGAUACGCAAGCCUAUACUUCAUGGCCUGCGUGGACACAGAUACCAAUGAAUUGAUCGUUUUGGAGAUGAUUCAUCACUACGUUGAAUUACUCGAUUCAUAUUUUCGCAAUGUGUGCGAGCUAGAUCUGGUUUUCAACUUCCACAAGGCUUAUCACCUCUUUGACGAGGUCUUUAUAGAUGGAGACUUUUACGAAAGCAACAAAAGGGCAGUUCUGAGGUCUGUGGCCGCUCAGGACGCAAUGACAGAAAAGUCAAAGCCAUUUUCAUCGAAAACAGAAUCAUGAAAUAAAC
Messenger RNA from Theileria equi strain WA, 952 nucleotides. Its product is annotated as clathrin coat assembly protein, putative. Gene Ontology annotation, cellular component: intracellular membrane-bounded organelle; AP-1 adaptor complex. The coding region runs from base 481 to 945 and encodes 154 amino acids. The transcript has 3 exons. Gene Ontology annotation, biological process: protein transport; vesicle-mediated transport. Gene Ontology annotation, molecular function: clathrin-cargo adaptor activity. The record is from RefSeq and is a predicted model, not a curated record. Lineage: Eukaryota; Apicomplexa; Aconoidasida; Piroplasmida; Theileriidae.